Daphnia carinata is the source of this 1651-nucleotide messenger RNA. RefSeq names its product thyrotropin-releasing hormone receptor-like. The coding region runs from base 69 to 1562 and encodes 497 amino acids. The transcript has 4 exons. Gene Ontology annotation, cellular component: plasma membrane. The record is from RefSeq and is a predicted model, not a curated record. Gene Ontology annotation, molecular function: thyrotropin-releasing hormone receptor activity. Lineage: Eukaryota; Metazoa; Arthropoda; Branchiopoda; Diplostraca; Daphniidae. Gene Ontology annotation, biological process: G protein-coupled receptor signaling pathway.
AAAAAAAAAAAAAAAAAAAGAAAAACUUAAAAAAAAAAAAAAAAAAAAAAAAAGAGACGAGUUGGCUAAUGGAGCAAGUGACGAACGGGAGCAGCGGCUAUGGAGCGCAUUUGACUCCCUCAACUGUGUCCUGGGGCGAAGAUGUGGACGGCAUCAGCGGCAGCGGAAUGGGCCAUCUUUUCUGGUUCACGACGAUCAGUAGUGGCUCCAUUGUGGACGACGUGGCCAGAGGUGGGCUGAUGUCGGGAGCCGGUCCAGUCGGUGAUAACCUGGACGACUCGAACAGCGGAUCGAGCACGAUCGCAAUGAUCGAUUCGGACGGAAUCGACCUGUUGUCCAGCAUCGGUCCAUCGCUGGGCGGUAUGGAAGGCGAACUCGGCGGUUCGACGCCGACCUACAUCGCUACGAUUUGCAUCAUGAGUAUUAUCCUUUUGGUCGGCAUCACCGGCAACGUCCUCGUCCCCAUCGUCAUCGCCCACAGCAAAGAUCUUCGCAAUUCGACCAAUAUCUUUCUGGUCAAUCUGGCUCUUGCCGACCUGCUAGUCAUCCUCAUCUGCCUGCCGACCGGUUUCGUCGAACUUCAUUCCACUCCUGGUGUCUGGUACCUUGGAGAAACCAUGUGUUUGGUGGUGACUUUUGUGGAAUUGAUUGCUCCGCACACCUCAGUGCUGACCAUCCUGGCCAUCAGUUUUGAACGCUAUUACGCCAUCUGUCAACCGUUGAGAGCCGGCUACGUAUGCACCAAAAGCCGUGCUAUGGCCAUUUCCCUAUUCACUUGGCUAUGCGCCGGCCUUCUCACCAGUCCAAUCAUCGGCCUGACAAACUAUGGCUUCGUGCUAGACGACCCGGAGCCAUCGUGCGGGCCAUCGGUGGAAGACUAUUGGACCAAGUUCUAUUACAUGGCAUCGUUCAUGCUCUUUUUCCUCAUUCCUUGCAUCAUUCUUCUCGUCCUUUAUGCGCUUAUCGCCCAACAUCUGAUCCGAGAACCGGCGCGCAUCAGCAACCCAUCGUCGGCCGGAGUAUCGUCGGCCGCGUUGGCCGCGACAGCAAUUGUGGCGGGAGAGAACCACGCGCUGGGCGGUGGCAGCGGCAGUCGACAACCGAGGAGGAGGAAUCGAAUCCAGCGCCAUCAAAACUCCAAUCGAGCACGCAGGCAAGUGGUGGCGAUGUUGGGCGCUGUGGUAGUCAGCUUUUUUGUUUGCCUGCUGCCCUAUCGGCUGCUGUCGCUGUUCCAGGAAUCGGAAGGCAUUAGUCCCGAAAUAUUUUACAUGCUCGUCAAUUUCUGUCGCGUCAUGGUUUACCUGAAUUCGGCUAUCAAUCCGAUCUUGUACAACCUGAUGUCGUCCAAGUUCCGCAACGGCUUCUUGCGACUGUUCGGCUUGAAGGGCUUCGCCCGUCAGGGCACCGUCACCAGUUCGUCCAUGACCAACACGAACACGACCAGCACAACAGCGUCGUCGUCGAACGCAGUUGCGCAAGCCAACGCUUCGCUAGCCCAUCACGGCACACUGUCGCUGCACCGACCUCUUCAUUAUCGUCUGUCCAGUCAACAGCCUACCUGAACUAUCAAUCCCCAUUUUAUCUGCCGUUGAUAUGCAGACAAUUGGGCUCUCACAUUGACAACCUAAAUACAUAAUUGUUUUGGUUUUUU